This is a messenger RNA of Anisakis simplex (herring worm), 663 nucleotides long. NCBI's taxonomy places the organism in Eukaryota, Metazoa, Nematoda, Chromadorea, Rhabditida, Anisakidae. The record is from the annotation of a GenBank genome assembly.
AUGGAAUUCUUAUUCGGUCGUCGAAAAACACCAGCUGAAUUGCUUCGCCAGAAUCAGCGAGCACUGAAUAAAGCAAUGCGUGAACUGGACAGGGAACGAUCCAGAAUGGAGAUGCAAGAGAAGAAGAUUAUUGCCGAUAUUAAAAAGAUGGCAAAAAUGGGUCAAAUGGAAUCAGUCAAGGUGAUGGCCAAAGAUCUGGUGAGAACGCGUCAUUAUGUGAAGAAGUUCAUCAUGAUGAAAGCGAAUAUUCAAGCUGUAUCGCUCAAGGUUCAAACACUGAAAAGUCAAGACGCCAUGGCACAAGCGAUGAAAGGCGUAACGACUGCGAUGAAGAGCAUGAAUAAACAAUUGAAUUUGCCACAAAUUCAGAAAAUUAUGAUGGAAUUCGAGAAACAAUCAGAAAUAAUGGACAUGAAAGAAGAAAUGAUGGGUGAAGCAAUUGAUGACGCGAUGACUGAGGAGACAGACGAAGAAGAAAGUGAAGCUAUCGUAAAUCAGGUUCUUGAUGAACUCGGCAUACAAAUGAACGAAGAAUUAGGUGCCUUACCGACAGCGCAAGGAACCUUAGCGCCGAAGGCAUCAGAGGCUAAACAGCAACCAACGGCUUUGUCAGAUGCAGACGCCGAUUUACAAGCCAGACUCGAGAACUUACGUCGAGAAUGA